This is a messenger RNA of Zeugodacus cucurbitae (melon fly), 8400 nucleotides long. RefSeq names its product serine protease nudel (gene ndl). Bases 505 to 8244 code for a protein of 2579 amino acids. Gene Ontology annotation, molecular function: serine-type endopeptidase activity; protein binding. Lineage: Eukaryota; Metazoa; Arthropoda; Insecta; Diptera; Tephritidae. The record is from RefSeq and is a predicted model, not a curated record. Gene Ontology annotation, biological process: proteolysis. The transcript has 18 exons.
CAAGCCAGUGUCGGCCACAGUCUCGGCGCGUUCUUCAAACGGAAGUGAUCGGUUGUUCGUUGCAUUUGCUCGAUCGGUAAAAUCGCGACAUUCGAAUUAUAAUUGCUGGAGCUUAUGCGGUUUGGGAUUACAUUGCAUUGGAUUACAUACUUAAAAGGAUACAUACAUACAUUGGAUUAUGGAGCGUGUGCUGUGAAUAAAAGUGUUGAUUAAGAAAGUGCUAUACGAUCCUUGUGACGGUAUAGUAAUAUGAAGCCCUUGUGUUUUUACAAAUAUUGUACAACUUUAACAAUUAUAAAUUCAAUAUGCCAUUAAAUUGAAUAAAGGUGUCGUGAAAUGUGCAAAUGAAGAAUGAAAAAACAAAGAAAUUAAAUAAUAAAUUUGAAAAGUGCGCGAAAACAAUUCAUGAUACACGAUUAUAUGGACAGUUGUGUGAUUGUUAUUACAUUUUAUGACACAAAAUCCCCCAAUUGAUGGAUACCGUUAUACCAUAGCGCUACAAAAAUGGCAAAAAUAAAACUCUUUGCCGAUGAUAUUGAUAUGUUCGGCCCAAGGUCUCAAAGAAAAUGUCUUAAAACUGCUCUUAUUCGAAUACUAGCUGUAUCUGGCAUAACAUUGGUGGUCCUUUUUAUAAUACUGGUCUAUCACGCAAUAACGCUUGAUAGAAGCGGCAAGCAUCAUCUUUUUGACACGUUGAGUUUCCAACAUCAAAGUACGCAAAAUAAUCCGCCCUUCGUUCAGUUACCUCGAGAUGAAAGGAUUAAUACCGCUGAUGGUUCGACAUCCGACAACGAUGAUCGAAAUUUAGACGUCCAACACUUGCGUUCUAUAGUUUCCGAUCAUCGACAUAGCAGAGCUCUGCCCGACAAUCUGGAUCCUUUAUUUUUAGAGAGUGGUCCAAACUUCGAUAGUCUAUAUACAAAAGUGCGGGACAAGCGAACCCGUUUGGAGUUGGGUAAAUUAGAGAAAGAAUACUUUCGUUGUAAGAAAGAGUCAGAAAACAGUAGCACGUGCAUGGUUGCAUUUGUAAAACUGUACAAUUUAGCUAAAGAAAUCAGCGAGAAAAUGGACAAAAUGAAGGAGAUAUUUAACGACAACGAAGAAACACGUAUACGAAGCUCGGAUUCCAAAGAGUCCAAUGAAGUCGUGGACGAUAUUCAAAAGGACGAUAACAGCAAGGAAGAAAUAACUUCUAAGACGGAGUCCACCUUGACUACAGUGACUGAAGAGGACGACAUAGCAAAUAGAAAUACUAGUGCAAAGGACGACGGGGAGCAAAUUCAUUUUAGUUGGAUAAUCGAUGGACAAGAGGAUAAUUUUCAAGGUAAAGAAACUACCAAGGAAAGUACAAUUGAAACAACACCAAGUAUAUUGACAAAACCCACAGUAGAAAAUGAAUCACACAAAAUAAGCUGGAUUGUGGAUGGUUAUGAAAGUGAUAAUGACACAAUGACCAUGGAUAAGCCAGUAAUCCCCGAAACUACUGCGAAACCGUUUGAAACAAAUGCAACCACAAAAUUUGCUGAACAUAGUUCUGUUACUACUCCCACGACAAAGGUUAUAGUGGAGGAUAAACCUGAGAAGAUUAGUUGGAUAAUAGAUGGACAUCACGAAGAAGAGGAAGAAAACGGAGACAAGUUUACGAAUACGACACAUUCAAGUUUAUUUAAGGAAUUAACUUCUAGGAGCACAGAAAGAGUAACAUGGAUUUUAGAUGAAAACCAAAACGGUGAAACAACUCUGAGACCAACAACAAAAUCCAUAAUGCAUAUAGAAGACAAACCCGAUAGGUUCAGUUGGAUUAUUGAUGGUAACGAUGACAAUGUUGUAAUAACGUCUACAACUAGGACCACAUUGACGUCUACUCGUGAUAUCUUUGAAGAAUUGGAAGAGGUAACGGAAGCUGUUGAAAAAGAAGAAGAUAAGUUGCGAAAAUUGAAAUAUGACUCGCUAAUAGAAGAAGAAAACAAAUCUUAUGAACAAUACAAACAUACUGCUUCAAGCACGGCGGUUCCACGUGGACACUCAACGCCCUACUUGGUAAUGAAUCAAACGGUGAUACUUACCAAUACCACAGAUGUUACAAUAACGUAUGGCGGGGACUGUGUCACAACUCUAAAACCCAAACUGGAACAAGAAAAAGCACGUACAAGUAGUAAAGACCGCUCACAUCCACUGGAUUAUCCCUCCAGUAUAGAGAAUAUGCUCGACAGCUCUGAGAUACAACACGGUUUUAAACCUAUAAAACAGGAUGUUAUUUGGCCAAACAUUAAGAACGAUACCCCGUCCACCAGUACUCCGUAUGAUCCUAAAGUUUGGGAAGAACUAUUCCGUAAGGGCUCAAUGAUACAACAUCAGCGUGAUGAGUUGAUUGAUACAUUCGGACCAGGAGAUAUUGAGUCAAUGAUGAAAUUUGGUGCAAAACUGAAUUCAGCAAAUACAAAUGCAUUCCAGGACGCGCAAUUCCUGUCAUUGUGUGAUCAAGUGGCAAGACGUUUGCAAAACAAGGGCACACAUACGAUGACUGACACCUUUACGCCGGCACCAAGUUCGCAAUUUACAAGCCGUGGUCCAGGGGGCUUUCCAGUUACUGGUGAAACGAUGAAGGCAACCGCACAGUUUCUUUACAAUCCCAAUUUCGGCAUGCCCACCAUACCGAUAUGCUUCUACAUAACUCCUGCUAAUUUUCGCAUAAGUAAUCAGCACCCUAUGUGGUCGUCAAAUUUCCAAGGCAUGCCAAGUAGCUAUACCAGCGGUCCCAUGAGUUUCAACACCCCAAAUGGUGUUUUCUUUGUGCCUCAGAACGUCGGUCCAACGGGAAAUUUCUUUGGCCAGACCGGUGGUACGGGUACAGGCGGCCAAAAUAACAUGGGGAAUCUGUUCACGAAGAAUGCUGCACCUCGCAAACAACAGCAACAGUUCUUCUGUACUUAUAUGCAAAACAAUGCCAAUAAUAGUCCCAGCGGCGCCAGUGGUAGUGGGCUUGGUAGUAGUAUUAACACAAUGGGUUUCCCCAACGGCAAUUUUAAGAUGCGUACGAGUGCACAAAAUCUCUCGAGUGACAUUAUUUACGCAUCAUACACCAAUAUUCCGGAUCACUUGGGUCAUGUGGAUCAUUUCCAGUGUCCUUUGCCAGGACAGACAGGUUGUUAUGGCGGAAAAGAGUGUAUACAAAAAAGUGCUUGGUGUGACGGUUUUGUGGACUGUUCUGACGGCAGUGACGAGGCAGCUUGUCGUUGCGUAGAUCGUUUGGCUAGCAAACGUAUUUGUGAUGGAUACGCCGACUGUCCGAUGGGUGAAGACGAACUUGGCUGUUUUGGAUGCUCCGAUUUAAUAUAUUCCUGUUACGCCAGUCCUGAGGAGUAUGCCGCAUUCAAUCGGUCGACGGUGUCGAUGUGUUACAGUGCAACCGAAAAGUGUGACGGCAUCAUGAAUUGUUUGAAUGGACGAGACGAACUUGAAUGCAAUAUCAUUGUUAAAGAUGUGAUGGAUCACAUGUCUCAUGCUGUGUCCAGUUCGAGCGGUUUCCUAUUUCACAAUUAUCGUGGUGAAUGGUAUCCCGUGUGUAACAACGCUCAGAAGUGGGCAAAUGAAGCUUGUGCUAGUGAAUCCGAACACAGCGCUACAGCGAAUGUGACUUUCCGUGAGAUAACAUUAUCCGGUCCUUUUAUUGAACCAACUCUAGUUGGACAGGCACACUUUCCUCAGUCGUGUCAGCAACGCGACGCUCAAGACAAUCUCGUGGACCAAGCUGCUUAUGUUAAUUGCUCUACAACAAAGUGUGGUUUAGUGAAGAAGAAAAUUUUAACAACUUUUCGUCGCAAACGAUCAAGAGCUUUGACGGUAUCGCAAACAAUGAAAAUUCAACAGCAGCGUGACGUAUUCAAUGGACGCAUUGUUGGCGGCAGCUAUAGUGCUCCAAUGCAAUGGCCUUUCGUCGUUGCCAUAUAUAGAGACGGCAAAUUUCAUUGUGGUGGAACCAUAUAUUCCGAAAAUUGGAUUCUUAGUGCUGCACACUGUGUUAUUAACUACCAUAAAUACUAUUAUGAGAUUCAUGCUGGAUUGCUACGUCGGACGAGUUUUUCGAGCUCUACUCAAAUACGUGUUGUAUCGCAUAUAACUGUGCAUCAGGCAUAUGAGCGGCGUAGCAUGCGUAAUGAUCUUUCACUUUUACGUAUGAGUGAACCACUGAAAUUUAAUCGUUGGGUCAAACCGAUUUGCUUACCCGAUAUGGGCCGAACUACAAUUGGUGAAGAUUGGAUUUGGGGACCCGAAGAGAACACGUUAUGUACGGUGGUUGGUUGGGGUGCCGUACGUGAAAAAGGACCUGGAAGUGAUCAAUUACGCGAGGUUGUCGUACCAAUACGGAAGCAAUGUACAGAGCUAGAUGACAGAAGGUCUGAAGACGUUUGUGCUGGUGAUGCUGGUGGUGGACGUGAUGCUUGUCAAGGUGAUUCCGGCGGACCUUUGUUCUGCCGAAGUGCUAACAAUACGGAGGAGUGGUACGUAGCUGGAGUGGUCAGCCAUGGCAAUGGUUGCGCGCGCCCAGGCGAAUUCGGUGCGUACACACGGGUGGCGCUAUACUUGGAUUGGAUCGAAAUGGGUACACAAUUUCUAGCGAAACUUCAGCCGCGUUUAACAUGUCCGGGCUACAUUUGCGUGUGGGGUGGGAAACGCUGCAUACCUAAAAAACAACGUUGUGAUCGCGUUGUGCACUGCUUAGGCGGUGAAGAUGAGGUGGGUUGCACUUACAAUUUCAUUCCAGACAUGGUCGGCAGUAGCAUAAAUGAAACAGCAACAACAGAAAGUGAUUAUUAUCCCGAAAAUGUGGUGACGCUACCAUACUGUAAAGCAGCGGACACAGAACGCCAAGCCCGUGUGGAAGCAGAGGAGGAAGAAGAUACUACUACACCGGUAUCCACAACAGAAAUUCUAACUAGUGUUACGGAAGAUACUAAAAAGAGUGAAACCAGUUCCACUGUGUCUAGUACGACUGAAAUAAAUAGAACGGAAUCUACUACAGUUGGUCCGACUACCAUCGAAGAACCCAGCACCACAGAAGUAAGCAUCACGAAAUCGACAACUAUCGAAACCAGUACCGAUGCGUCGACAACUGUAGCAAGCGAAACUUCACAGUGGAUUACGGCAGGCAUAACUACAACGUAUCCCAGCACUAGGGAAACUACUACGGCAGUAAGUACCACAGAAAUUAGCACUGCUGGUAUAAGCACGACUGUGAGAAUUGAAACCACAGAAAUGAGUACAACGGAAGUUACAACUGAAACUUCGACAUCCACCGCAAUCACAACUGAUUCGUUAACGCCGUUUGAUGUAGAAAAUUUGGUUACAACACCGACAACUGACGCUACUACUGUCACGCCGGAUAUAACCCAGACAUCGGAAAAAAUUACUACCGAUUCGACCACAGAAACGACUAAUAAUGAUUCAACCACGAGGAAACCAAAGAAGUUUAAUAAUUCCACUAUACCUGGGAAAUUCGUAUGUCAAAGAAUACCUCAAAUUGUAGAGUUGGCAAAUCGUUGCGAUCGAGUUUUAGACUGCGAAGAUGGUACGGAUGAGGAAUCAUGUACUUGUCGGGACUAUUUGAAAGGAUCGCUCAAUAUACUAAUUUGUGAUGGAAAAGUUGAUUGUGAGGACUUGACCGACGAAGAGAAUUGUGGUGACUGCAAUGAUGGUGAAUUUUUGUGCCCACUUUCGAAAACUUGUGUGUCGCUACAAAAACGUUGUGAUGAUAUUAUCGACUGUGUGUUUAAAGAAGAUGAGAAGGAUUGUUUCGCUCUAACGAAUGGCAAGAAAAUCAUUUUGGACGCCGAUAGACGACCAGUUUUGAACAAUGCCGGCAUAUUUUCUCGUAACAGUCACGGAAAAUGGCAAGUAGUGUGCUCUCAUGAGAUUCCCUUCUCUGAAGAAAUUGUCACGACGGCAGUUAAUGUAUGCGCCCAGCUUGGCUUCAAGAGUCUGAAAUUCUACAAUACAACUAAAUUCAUGACACAAGAUUCUAUAGUACCCAUACAUCCGGAUAUACAAAAGAAGAAUACGCAUUUGCGCACACACUUUUCCGGUAUAGCAGAGGACAAUCACCAUUUCUCCCACGCGGAACGACAUUUUCGUGUAAACGAUCAUGCAUUUAAGGCGCGUACUCAGUUCAUAGAACGUGUGAAGGAUGAGUGUUUAGGCCUCUUCGUGGAAUGUGAGGCUAAAUCGUAUAAGGUAGAGCCUAUCAAGACUGUAAGUGCGGGAGAGGCAGUAGCGCCGUCGGGUUUACCAUCAUCUGCACUGCAGCCAGAUUUAGAAACACAUGGAAAGCCGAAUGUCUUCGUCACACCGCCGCCAUCCACGUUGAUUAUGGUGAAGAAGAAAGAUGAAGUGCUUAAUAAGUUGGACGGUGUAAUCGAGAACCGUAAAAAUAUGUCCCUUUUGAUAGAUAAUAAAUUGCACGAGGCUGUAGAGGAGUUACACUGGCCGUGGGUGGUUGAUGUGUACGUAGAUGGACGGCUGUGGUGCGUCGGUGCAUUGGUUGAUAAAUAUUGGGUGCUGGUGCACGAGUCUUGCCAUUAUGGUGUUAGAUUCAACGUCAAUUAUAUUGCAGUUCUGUUGGGUGGUAGCAAAACUAAGAGCCUACGCCACAAAAGCGCACACGAACAGAUACAACGGGUGGACUGUUUUGAACAGGUGCCUAAAAGCGAUGUGCUACUGUAUCAUUUGGAAAAACCUGUGCGUUUUACACAUCACGUACUGCCCACGUUCCUACCCGACUUUGUCAGAGAGGCGGCUGACGACCCCUAUCAAUGCAUUGCUAUAUUACACGACGAACAGAGUGGUCGUAUCAAAGCAGUGUCCGCUAUUGAGGAACGUAAUGAUGCUCUUUGUAAGGUCUCGGACAUAUCUUGCUUCCGUCUAGUUGAACGAAAACCAUCACGGCAAUUGAUCGAUGGCUUAGGAUUGAGUGAUGAGGAUUUUGCCAGCUUGUCAGAAGAAAUUAUGCUAAGAGAAGAUUUAGAUACAAGUAUGGACUCGAUGGGAUCGACGAUCUCUCGUUUCACUACGUGUACACAGUUCGGCAAGAAAAACGUCAGUCGUACAGCUCUAGAACCUGUCGAUCAAGGUAUUUUGGCUUGCCGGCAAUCGGAUUCUGGCUGGUUCCCAUUGGCUUUAUUCGACUACAACAAUACGAAUUGCUACAGUUUUAAGGAUUCAUUUGCUUUGCGAACGCUAGAAAAGGCUUAUAGUGCUAUGCAGCAAUUAAUUGAUCAAUCAAAAUGUGAGUAUUCUAAUGAACCACCAGUCUGCAGCACUUUCCGUUGCACGCUCGGUGAUUGUUUAGAAGAGGAGCAAGUCUGUAAUGGGUUGAACGACUGCCAUGAUGGUGCUGAUGAAGAGAAAGAAAUGUGUAUUGGACGAAAAAAAGUUUGUCAGCCAUCGGAGUUGAAGUGCAGGUCAACAUAUAAGUGCAUACCAAAGACGAAAUUUUGCGAUCACAUAGCAGACUGUGAUGACAUGACCGACGAACCCACGCUUUGUUCCUGUUACACAUAUCUGCAAGCCACGGAUCCCAAGAAGAUAUGCGAUGGCAUACGCAACUGCUGGGACAAAAGUGAUGAGAGUCCAGCAAUUUGUAAUUGCACUUCCAAUCAUUUUCCAUGUGGCGUUUCAUCAAGAGAGUGUGUACCACGUGACUUCGUUUGUGACAAAGAGCCUGACUGUCCAAAUGGCGAAGAUGAGAAAUAUUGUGUGGGUCUCGAAUUUCCACAAGAGAUUAUCACGCAAAAGGUCGGCUUUACUAAGCCACCGCAAAUCAAACACAAGCAAUUGCCGCAGUACGGACAGGUAAUCGAACAGACCUAUGGCGUAUGGCACACAAAAUGCUUUCCACGCGAGAGUCCACCAGACGUAAAAGAAGUGCGGCAGAUAUGUAAAAAACUUGGUUUCAGUCCCUACAAACAGCCGAGUUAUCGCAUAAUUGAUGAUGCGGUCAAAGAAGUUGUCGUGACAAAUGAGUGGCCCGAUCAACGAGGACGAAGUUUCGGUGACGACGACGAGUCACCUCUGGAGGAACGAUAUCGCAGUGCCACUAAAGCGGUUGUGGUGAGUAAAUUCUCACCACUGAGCCUUAACGAAGAGCUGACGCUAUUCCUGAAGCCCAGCAGGCCCAUCGCCGAGGUGGCACACUGGAAUGCGACCGACUCUGACAAGUGCUAUCGGCUUGAAAUCAAGUGUAUGUAGUUGAAUAAUAUGUAUUAUGUUAGUUAGUAAUUUAGAAGAUGUGUAUGUGCUUUGUGAAAUGCUAGCAUUCAAGUUAGAUUUAGACUUAGGAAACUUUUUGUACUUUUGUAAAAAUAUAAAUAAAGAUGAUUCACCUCUGAUCUGGUGCGAACGGUA